Messenger RNA from Electrophorus electricus (electric eel), 1491 nucleotides. RefSeq names its product coagulation factor IXb (gene f9b). Gene Ontology annotation, molecular function: calcium ion binding; serine-type endopeptidase activity. Gene Ontology annotation, biological process: proteolysis; blood coagulation. Lineage: Eukaryota; Metazoa; Chordata; Actinopteri; Gymnotiformes; Gymnotidae. Gene Ontology annotation, cellular component: extracellular region. The record is from RefSeq and is a predicted model, not a curated record.
AUGGAGAAGAUGUAUCUACUGAUUUUAAUAUGCGGAGUUCUACAUGAAACAUGGUUCACUUCUGAAGCUGCAGUGUUCCUGUCCAGAGAGGCCGCAGGUUCUGUGCUGGCCAGACAGAAGCGCUAUAACACAGGAGCAUUUGAGGAGUUAAAGAAGGACAAUCUGGAGCGAGAGUGCUUGGAGGAGAAAUGUAGCCUAGAGGAGGCGCGUGAGGUGUAUGAGGACAACGAGAAAACGAGGGAGUUCUGGGUCGGUUAUACUGAUGGUAACCAGUGUCUGUCAUCUCCCUGCCUGAAUAAUGGAAAAUGUGAGGAUGGAAUGAGUGCUUAUGUCUGUUGGUGCCCACCCGGUUUUCACGGGAAAAACUGUGAGUUAGAGAUGGCGAGACUAUGUCAGGUGGAUAAUGGGGGCUGUAUGCAGUUCUGUAUGGUGGAUAAGACGUAUGGCACCAUCUGUGACUGUGCUGAUGGUUACAGGCUGGCUGAGGACAACAGGAGCUGUGAGCCUAUAGUGAAUUUCCCAUGCGGUCGUUUGGGGAAGGAAAUUGCUACCGCUCUGGAUUCAUUUCGAUCCAUCAAUGAAGAAAAUGUCCAACAAACUCAGUCUGUCAACCAUCCAAACAUGACAGAGAGAAAUCACACAGCACCCAUCAACACAACCCAAGCAACACUUAGUAGCGCCCCCUCUCAGCCAACAAAGGCUCAGCCCUGGCCUUUCUUCCCCACGCUGCCCACAAUCAAAAACCAAACCAACAACCAACAUCGUAUUGUCGGGGGGAGUGAAGCAUUACCUGGGGAGAUUCCAUGGCAGGUGGCGCUCAUCGUCAAGAUAAGCAAUAUAACAUUCUGUGGCGGGGCUCUCCUGAGUGAUGUGUGGGUCAUCACAGCCGCCCACUGUCUCGAUGAGGUGAAGAUUGGACAGUUUCAUGUCAGAGUUGGGGAACAUAAUGUCAAAGAACCAGAGGGAAGAGAGAGUGAUCAUGAAAUAGCUGAACACCAUGUACAUUCCAACUACAACUUCCAGCGUAGCUACAACCAUGACAUUGCCCUGCUGAAACUCCAAACACCGGUCAAAUUCUCUUACUACGCCCUACCGAUCUGCCUGGGUCCCAUACACUUCACUGAGAAACUGCUGAGCAUUGUGCCUCAUUCCCUAGUGAGUGGUUGGGGCAGAAUUCGCUUUGGAGGGAAGGAGUCUGACACACUGCAGAAGGUUGAGGUUCCCUUUGUGGACCGCACUGAGUGCAAAAGCAGUGCUCAGAUUUCCCGCUUCAUGUUCUGUGCUGGAUACAGCACCAUCCGUAAGGACUCGUGCCAAGGAGACAGUGGAGGCCCACAUGCUACCAGCUACCGUGAUACCUGGUUCCUUACCGGCAUCAUCAGCUGGGGGGAUGAAUGUGCCAAGGAAGGCAAGUAUGGCAUCUAUACACGUGUGUCCAAAUACAUGACCUGGAUUACCAACAUCACUGGAAUCAGAGCAGGUUCCUCUUGA